This is a messenger RNA of Plasmodium malariae, 846 nucleotides long. Its product is annotated as fam-l protein. Lineage: Eukaryota; Apicomplexa; Aconoidasida; Haemosporida; Plasmodiidae. The record is from RefSeq and is a predicted model, not a curated record. The transcript is spliced from 2 exons. The coding region runs from base 1 to 846 and encodes 281 amino acids.
AUGCAAUAUAAAUAUAACUUAAUCUUUUUUAUUAAAAUUGCAACGUUUAUCCUUUCUCCUUGGAUUUUUCAUUUUUACAACGAUUGUAUACUCAUCAAAUAUGGAGAAAAAAUUAACAUCCUUUGUAGUAAAUUAGAGAUAAGAACUUAUCGAUUAUUAAUUCAAAGUAAACAGAAUAAAGAUUCAAUUAUUAUAGGUUUAGGAGAUGUAAUACCAAAUAACGUAGUGACCGAACAUUAUUACAUAAAUGAUAAUAGAAAAGGAAACAAAGAAAUUAACAAACAGUUAAGGGAAUAUACAUCAAAGAGUGCAAAAUGCUAUGAGACCGCUAUGAAAAAGAAGUCUUGUGUAUUUGAAACAAAAAAUUAUUCCCGUUUAGAAAAAAAAAUAUUCAAACAACUUGAUUAUGAAAAUUUUCUUAAAAACAACAAGAUAAUUAGUGAUAAGAUGUACAAAAAAAUAAUACGUAGAAAAUAUGGAUUAAAACUUGCUUCACCUUUAAUAUUAUUCUUAAUCUUAUCAAUAGCAUUAAUAUUAGACUUAUUUGGAGGUUGUGGGCUUAUAAAGGCGCUGUUUAAAAUAUUUACUGCUUUAUCUGCAUGGGAUGGAUUGAAACCAUUUUAUUCAUUUUUAAUGGAAACUCCGUUAAAAUCGUUAGUUACACCUGUUAAAAUAGCGUCUUCGGAAGGUGGUCAACGUAAUUACUAUGCUGUUUUAGAUUUAUUUUUUUUUAAUGUAAUAUAUGUUUUACCUUUAAUUAUAUUAGGUGUCACAACUAUAUCAGGUAUUUUUUAUUAUCAUAAAAAAGUUAAAAAAUAUGAAAGUAUUAAAUUCAGAAAAAGGUAA